GAUCGGAGCGGAAGUGCGUUCGCUGCAGCGUUCAUGCCUCCGCCGGUCUGAUUUGUCGUUUUGGUAGAAAUUUGAUCAUCGUCCGGCCGGCAAAGAUUAUGCUUUAGAUUAGUAAUUCUCGUCGUUUAUCUGAAACAGAAUGGCUGCAAAAAGGAAGGCAGAUAGCCUGGUACCGGCUGAGGAAAGCGACCAGCUUCUAAUCAGACCUUUAGGAGCUGGACAGGAAGUGGGUCGAUCAUGUAUUAUCCUUGAGUUUAAAGGGAGAAAAAUCAUGCUGGAUUGUGGUAUACACCCUGGUCUUGAGGGAAUGGAUGCUCUACCUUAUAUUGACUUGAUUGAUCCUGCAGAGAUUGAUCUGCUCCUCAUCAGUCAUUUCCAUUUGGACCACUGUGGGGCUUUGCCGUGGUUUUUACAAAAGACAAGCUUUAAAGGGAGGACUUUCAUGACUCAUGCAACUAAAGCUAUUUAUAGGUGGCUUCUGUCAGAUUAUGUGAAAGUCAGUAAUAUUUCCGCAGAUGACAUGUUAUACACAGAAACAGAUCUGGAGGAGAGCAUGGACAAAAUUGAAACAAUUAACUUCCAUGAAGUGAGAGAAGUAGCAGGGAUCAAGUUCUGGUGUUACCAUGCUGGCCAUGUUUUAGGAGCUGCCAUGUUCAUGAUUGAGAUAGCUGGUGUAAAGCUGCUGUAUACUGGAGACUUCUCUCGACAGGAGGACAGGCAUUUAAUGGCAGCAGAAAUACCUAGUGUCAAGCCUGAUAUUCUUAUUAUUGAAUCCACAUAUGGAACUCAUAUUCAUGAAAAGAGGGAAGAGAGGGAAGCCAGAUUCUGUAACACUGUUCAUGACAUUGUGAAUCGAGAAGGAAGGUGUCUUAUUCCUGUGUUUGCCUUGGGAAGAGCCCAGGAGCUUCUCUUAAUUUUAGAUGAAUACUGGCAGAAUCAUCCCGAGCUCCACGACAUUCCAAUUUAUUAUGCUUCAUCAUUGGCAAAGAAGUGCAUGGCCGUUUACCAGACCUACGUCAAUGCAAUGAAUGACAAGAUUCGUAAGGCCAUCAACAUUAACAACCCCUUUGUUUUUAAACACAUCAGCAACUUGAAAAGCAUGGAUCAUUUUGAUGAUAUUGGUCCCAGUGUAGUAAUGGCCUCACCUGGUAUGAUGCAGAGUGGACUGUCCAGGGAAUUGUUUGAAAGUUGGUGUACUGACAAAAGGAAUGGUGUCAUUAUUGCAGGCUACUGUGUUGAAGGAACACUUGCUAAGCACAUAAUGUCUGAGCCAGAAGAGAUUACUACAAUGUCUGGACAGAAGUUACCACUGAAGAUGUCUGUUGAUUACAUUUCGUUUUCAGCUCAUACAGAUUAUCAGCAGACGAGUGAAUUCAUCCGGGCUCUGAAGCCGCCACAUGUGAUUCUUGUUCAUGGUGAACAGAAUGAAAUGGCCAGGUUAAAAGCUGCACUUAUUCGUGAAUAUGAAGAUAAUAAUGAAACUCAUAUUGAAGUCCAUAAUCCGCGCAACACUGAGGCAGUGACGCUUAACUUCAGAGGAGAAAAACUGGCCAAGGUCAUGGGUUACUUAGCAGACAAAAAGAUUGAGCAAGGUCAGAGAGUUUCAGGAAUAUUAGUGAAGCGAAACUUUAACUACCAUAUUCUGACACCAUCAGAUUUAUCCAAAUAUACAGAUCUGUCUAUGAGCACUGUGAAACAAACUCAAGCUAUUCCCUUCACUGCACCAUUCUCACUGCUGAUGAAUCAGUUACUGACUUUGACAGGAGAUGUUGAAGAACUUGACUGUUUUGACAGAACUGCAUUGAAAGUUUUCAAAAAUAUUACUCUUAUUCAAGAAUCAGGAAUGAUUGUAUUAGAGUGGAUUGCAAAUCCUUUAAAUGACAUGUAUGCAGAUGCAGUGACCACAGUUAUUUUGGAAGUUCAAUCCAACCCCAAGGCUCAGAAAGCUCUGACGCUUACCAAAGCUGCCACGGUGGAUAUAGAAGUAUAUAAGAAGAGGUUAGAGAUUAUGUUACAGGACAUGUUUGGAGAAGAGUGUGUCAAUUUCAAGGAUGAAAAAGAUCUCUCAGUUACUGUGGAUGGAAAAACCGCAUAUAUUUGCCUAGAGACACGAUCUGUCGAUUAUGAAGAGGGCAGUGUAGAUGAUGAGUCUCUGAAGGAAAUGGUGGAACUGGCAGUGCAGAGGCUUUACGAUGCCCUUAACCCUAAACUUUGAAAUACAGAUUGAAAAUCACUGAUUACCUGUGAAUAAGAAAGUUAUUAUUUUUGAGGUUUAUCAAUUUUCAUUAGUGAUGUCUGAAAACAAAUUGCUGAUGUGUAUGUCUUUCAAGUUGCAAAUCAUUUUUUCAAGCCGAUGCAAUAAAAUAUUUUAUAGAAAAA
Messenger RNA from Erpetoichthys calabaricus (reedfish), 2379 nucleotides. RefSeq names its product cleavage and polyadenylation specific factor 3 (gene cpsf3). The record is from RefSeq and is a predicted model, not a curated record. Gene Ontology annotation, cellular component: mRNA cleavage and polyadenylation specificity factor complex. Gene Ontology annotation, molecular function: 5'-3' exonuclease activity; RNA endonuclease activity; RNA binding. The coding region runs from base 140 to 2215 and encodes 691 amino acids. The transcript is spliced from 18 exons. NCBI's taxonomy places the organism in Eukaryota, Metazoa, Chordata, Cladistia, Polypteriformes, Polypteridae. Gene Ontology annotation, biological process: mRNA 3'-end processing by stem-loop binding and cleavage.